Molecule: messenger RNA, 330 nt
Organism: Ostertagia ostertagi
Lineage: Eukaryota; Metazoa; Nematoda; Chromadorea; Rhabditida; Trichostrongylidae
Source: the annotation of a GenBank genome assembly
AUGGAUGUCCACGACUGGCAUGAGCAUGAGCAUGAGCAUGCACAGGAGGCGCGCAGUGUAAGAUCUACGACCGAAAUUGAACCAGGCCAUCGAUCUCUAUCAUUACGCGGUGAAGAUUCUGGCGCUUCAGAAUCGCUUGAUGUACUGCAAGAUGAUCGCGUUCAUGAUGAAGAACUACAGGUCAUACUGGGUACGCUUACUCGCAUGGGUUCCCAACACCAGUUGUGGAGUAACAAAUUUGUUGCAUUCAAUGUGAUUGUCUGCUACGUCGCCACAUACACGACUUACGCUCGAUUCUGCUACUUCUUAGAUCGCUACGGCGGUGAGUAA